Molecule: messenger RNA, 1272 nt
Organism: Macroventuria anomochaeta
Lineage: Eukaryota; Fungi; Ascomycota; Dothideomycetes; Pleosporales; Didymellaceae
Exons: 4
Coding region: 1-1272 (423 amino acids)
Molecular function (GO): oxidoreductase activity
Source: RefSeq, a predicted model, not a curated record
AUGUUCAGCUUGCCCAAGAUUUCUCUACCGUCCUUCCUGACCGGAGGAAGCGGAACCCACCAAACAAUCGAUAUACCCUCCGUCCAAGUCCACGAUAUCGAAACAGCAGCCGAAAAGCGUUCGCGAACCCUCAAGCACUUGAUCAAAGCGAACCACGCAAACUACUCAAUCAUAUACCAUGACCUACGCUUCCACAAUCACACACCGCAUAUCCUGGGGUCCGCGUAUAUCCUUGGAGGCACAGCGGAGCACCUGAACGACAUCUAUGAGAAGGAAGCUGAAGGGCUAGAGCCGUGGCAUGAUGCGCCGGCAGAGAUCACGAGUGAUGACUGGAGGGAUUUCCUUGGGAAGAGAGAGUACCAGCGCGCUUUCGUGGACUUCUUCGAGGAUCAGCUUGUAUUUAGGAGGUACGAUGUGCAGCAGGUGCUAGAGGAGUAUCUGCUGGGCGGGAAGAAGCCACUGAUCAAUGGCAUGAUCUCUGGGCUCGCACAUCCUCUCAUCCACCUCGGUUACGCCUACGAACUCGGGUCGACGACCGUUGCGAUCGAAGCUCUGGCUCUGGGCGCAUGCUUUUACAGUCCCCUCCACAACUACAUCGACGAUACCUCGUAUACGAAACCAAGCCCUCGCCGAAGUACCAAUCUCGGUGAGAUCCUAAACAAAGUGCGAGAGGAUAAGCGUUUCGACGAACUAUACCCUCAUCGGAGUGGCGAUAUCUCGAAGGUACUGGAAGAGCAAGAGGAGGCGUUCCUAGAAUACUGGAAUGCGUGGGAGCUAUCAGAUCCACAAACAGCGUUCCGGCAGUCGCAGGAACUUGCGGUCACGAUACUGAUGGGCACCGAGGCGCCGGAGAACACCAAGUUCGACUUCUUCUUCGUGCACAUCCUCACCUCAUCGCAUGCAGUCCGUGUACUACUCCCACUGGUCCCGGCCAAAUUCCAUAUCAGCCUGGUGCGACAGUGGUGGCUCUUCACAUUAGCCGUAUACAUUGCGCAGACACGGCCCCAGAUUGAUCCUACCAUUAUCGAAAGAUAUGAGCUGAAUGGCCGAGACUGGAAGUUUGUCGUACACAAGGCGCUCGACUCGUCUGAAUCCACAGACGCACACUACGUCAAAGCACUGCGAUGUAUGAAGGCAAUCUCAGAAACAUGGGGCGAUGACACGCAGUACUUCAAGAAGGCGGCAGUAAAGUUUGCAGACGAGUUUGAGCACUGGGGAGGUUUCAGUACCGAGGAGGAUGCUGCUAAUUUGGCAUACCCUGAGAAGCAAUGA